AUGCAGCCAACCUUCUCACGAAUUCCACCAGACUCUAAACCCGCCCAUGCCAUGACAUUGUUAGCCAACAACCCCGUCGAUCACCGUAACCCCCGGCCGCUGCCAGCCAUCCUAUGCCUCCACGGGUACGGCACUAACGGGUCCAUCCUGCGCUACCAACUACGGCACAUCCUCCCGCACCUCUCGCCACACUUCCGCUUCCUCUUCCCCAACGCGCCCUUCCCUGUCGACCAGCCCGGCCCAGGCGCGACACUCGCAGUCCAUGACGACCUGAACCUGAACGGACCCUUCCUGCGCUGGCACAACCCAGACCCAACUCUAGCCCUGGCCCUGGGCGUGUCUCAGGCGCAAAUAUCCGCUGAGCGGGAGGCGGUGCGAAACCUACUGGUAAGCAUCCUUCACAAUAAUACUAUUACUGGUAGUGAUGGGGGUGACGAAAGUGCUGGUGGUGGUGAUGGAGGGGGAGGGGAGGUUGUUGGCAUCCUCGCCUUCAGCCAGGGCGUGUGUCUGGGCACGGCAGUUUGCUUGGAUCCGGAGCUGAGUAAGGGGGUUAGGUUUGCGGUGUUUGUGUGCGGGUUGUUUCCUGUUGCUGAACUGCAUGUUGGGGAUGAAGACGGAAAGGGGGAUGGGGUGGGAAAGGGGAAGGUUGAAAUACCCUGUAUUCAUGUCCGUGGGAGAAGGGAUCCAUGGCGGGGACAGGGGGUAAAGUUGUAUGAGAAGUAUUUUGUUGGGGAGCGGGCGAGGAGGGUGGUGGAGUUUGAAGGCGCGCAUGAGGUGCCCAGUCGGCCGGAGGAUGCUGCGAGGGUGGUGGAGGAGAUUUUGCGGGUUUGGAAAGCUGUUGGAGGGAAGGUAUGA
This is a messenger RNA of Canariomyces notabilis, 855 nucleotides long. RefSeq lists its product as uncharacterized. The coding region runs from base 1 to 855 and encodes 284 amino acids. The transcript is spliced from 2 exons. Gene Ontology annotation, molecular function: hydrolase activity. NCBI's taxonomy places the organism in Eukaryota, Fungi, Ascomycota, Sordariomycetes, Sordariales, Chaetomiaceae. Gene Ontology annotation, cellular component: cytoplasm; nucleus. Gene Ontology annotation, biological process: secondary metabolic process. The record is from RefSeq and is a predicted model, not a curated record.